Messenger RNA from Cryptomeria japonica (Japanese cedar), 897 nucleotides. RefSeq names its product S-locus-specific glycoprotein S6-like. The record is from RefSeq and is a predicted model, not a curated record. NCBI's taxonomy places the organism in Eukaryota, Viridiplantae, Streptophyta, Pinopsida, Cupressales, Cupressaceae. The transcript has 5 exons. Gene Ontology annotation, biological process: recognition of pollen. Bases 1 to 897 code for a protein of 298 amino acids.
AUGAUUUUUGCAGUGAAUAAUUGCUGUUCGUUAGCACUAGGUGGUGGAGAUUACCUUGUACUGGGGGAGUCGCUCGUUGGAAAUCAGAGCAUAAUAUCAAAGAAUGGCAUGUUUGAACUGGGAUUUUUCAGUCCAAGAGGAACGAAUAAUUGGUACAUUGGCAUCUGGUACGCACAAAUUUAUCCACAGGUCAUAGUUUGGGUAGCUAACAGAGAUAAUCCUAUCAGAAGCAUGCUCGGCGUUCUGAAAUUUUCAAGCGACGGUCAUCUCAGAUUGCUUGAUGGGCCGAACAAUUCUGAGAUUGUUUGGGAGAGCUUCGCGCAUUCGACAGAUACAUGGUUACCUGGAAUGAAGCUGUGGAAAGGGAUGAAGCUAACUUCAUGGAAGAGUUAUGUGGAUCCUACAAGUGGGCUCUUCUCUGUAGGAAUGGACAUGUCUCCAGGAAAGACAACAGAUGCUGAUGGGUGUAUCUCUGUAGAUGAGAAGGGUGAAAUAAAAUAUUGGGACUUGAUGGAUGAUGGGACUUGGAAUCAGGGAUGGUCGACAUACCAAGGUCAAUGCAGUGGGUAUGAUAUCUAUGGGGCAAAUGGAUUGUGCAAUAUUGCAAAUGAUGUGUGUAGUUGUAUUAAGGGUUUCAAGCCCAAGCGUGACACUAAAGGUUGGUGGUCAAGUGGGUGUUCUCGGCGAAGGCUUCUGCAAUGCUCUGUCAUAGAGAGCACAACUGACGGCUUCUUGGAAUCCAAGAACCAAAACUUGCCCGAAGAAGAAUCUAUCUCAUACAAGAAGAAGUCAACAAUGCAAAUUUGGGGUUUCCAAGUCCGCGGGAAACGGGAAUCAGCACGUCGAAAAGAUAUAUUAGCGCUUCCGCCCAACAGUAUCGACGCGGGCAAAAUAUAG